AUGAAACAUGAGAUUUGAGUUAGGUAAAGAAGGGCCAUUGUGCCUCUAACUCAUAAAAAAAGCUCUUACCAGGUCGUCUCUUUGUUCUGUUUCAAAGAAAAUGGAAGGAAGAAAAGAAAGAAGAAAGGAAGGCUACCCAUGUGGUUUGGUAUUAUGGACAGCCUUGUUAUGGUUGGUAAAGCAUAUACCAAUUUCACAAAAGAGAAAAAUUGAAAUUAAAGUAAAAAAGAAAAAGAAAAAGAUGGAGUCAAAAAAAAAAAACAGUGGAUGGGGAAAAUAAGGGUGCAAAUUGCAAUAAGACUGGGGCCAAUAUGAAAUAAAAGAUAGAAACAAGAAGGAAAAAAGAAGAAGCAAAAAAGUAAAAAUUAAGGGGUGAUGAGUAAGACAGCAUUAUACUUUUUUUUUGGUUCUAAAUCAUUAUACUAUUCCUUUUUGGUUGUGUUGUGUCGUGGCCAAAAGUCACCUUCUUCUUCUCCUCUCAUUAAAAAUCCAUAAAAUGCUUGAAUAAAACCACAGAACCCAUCCCUCUAGCUCACUCUAUGUUUAGUGCACAAAAACAAAACUCGAAGCCUCUCUCUCUCUCUCUCUCUCUCACACACACACACACACACACACACACACUUAAACAGAGAGACGCAGACCCUAUUGAAAAAACGCCUUCUCACUUCACUACCUGCCUGUCGUUUUUGUUACAUCGAAAAAGAAACGGAAGUCACUUCUCUCUAUAAAAUCUCUUUCUUUCUAAUUGGGUUUGCUGAGCUGAGGCAUGGUUGCCGGCCAAAUCUAGAGCAGCCCAUUUCAUGGUUGUCUACCAUUUGAAGGAAAUCUUCUUCUUUUGGGCAGAGCCCUUCCCGUUUUAGCUGGUGCUUUGUUUAAGGAGGUUUGGUCGGUGAAAGAUCAAUUCUUUGGCUCAUUUAUUUCUUAACUGGUGUCAAUAUUGAGUCCCUGAACAAAUCCAAGCAAACCCAUUUGGUCAGUGACAGUGGAAGAGGCUUCAAAUUAAAGGUUUUUCUGUUUACUCUUCUUGAUCAUGGAGGGAGAAACAUCAUGGUUUAGCCAUUCCCUUGAUGACAUGGCCAGAGAGAUUGGGGAGUUUGAUUCUUUCUCAGAGCUCAGUGACGAAGGGAAUAAAGAAGCUACUGCAGUUUCGGUGGAUUUGAUUCUUCCUGAUGACCUGUUGGAACGGAUAUUAGCCUAUCUACCAGUUGCAAGCAUUUUCAGGGCACGUUGUGUGUGCAAAAGGUGGUAUGAGAUUGUUAGUUCAAAAAGGUUUCUAUGGAACUUUUCACGUGUGCUAUCACAAAAACCCUGGUAUUUUAUGUUUACCAGCUCUAAUGAACCAACUGGUUAUGCAUAUGAUCCUAUCCUCAGAAAGUGGUAUGGCAUUGAACUCCCCUGCAUUGAGACAUCUAAUUGGUUUAUUGCUUCAUCAUGUGGUUUGGUUUGCUUUAUGGACAAUGAUAGUAGAACUGAGUUAUAUGUCUGCAACCCUAUUACCAAAACACGCAGGAAGCUUCGGGACCCCCCUGGCUUGAGAUUUUCUGAUUACAGUGCACUUGCAGUUUCUGUUAACAGGAAGUCACAUGGUUAUACUAUCUCAAUUGUGAAAUCUAAGCAAGUUACUGGGAAUUUUUUCCAAUGGGAUGUCUCCGUUCAUAUUUAUGAUUCAGAAACAAUGAUGUGGGUGACCACUUUGACAGAGGUUCUGACAGGAUGGAGAGGUGGGGAUGAGAGUGUAAUCUGUGAUGGGGUUUUGUACUUCUUAAUUUACUCAACUGGGGGUGGGUCACCGGAAAAUCGUCAUGGUCUAAUCACAUAUAAUCUCUCUUCUUGUUCUCCUCCUGGGUUGUUGAUAAGGAGCUUUAUUCCUGUACCUUGCCCUCUUACAUGUGGCCGUCUGAUGAACUUGAAGGAGAAGCUGGUUAUGGUGGGAGGGAUUGGUAAACAGGAUCGGCCUGACAUAAUUAAGGGGAUUGGUAUCUGGGUUCUAAAUGGGAAGGCAUGGCAAGAGAUUGCGAGAAUGCCGCAUAAGUUUUUCCAAGGAUUUGGGGAAUUUGAUGAUGUUUUCGCCAGCAGUGGCACAGAUGAUCUUAUAUACAUCCAGAGCUAUGGAGCUCCAGCUCUUCUUGUCUUUGACAUGAGCCAGAGACAUUGGAGAUGGUCACAGAAGUGCCCGGUAACAAAGAGGUUUCCACUUCAGCUCUUUACUGGUUUUUGUUUUGAACCGAGGCUUGAAAUUUCUCCCUGAUAUGUUUCCUUGUGGAUUGAUAUGAUGUGGUGGUGCAAAUUGUUUUGCUUGAAAUCCCUGUGCUUCACCUUUGUUUUGUUUUCCCACUAGUUUGAGUUACAACAUCUGUGUUCUAAAAGUCGUAUAAUGUAACCUGCAGAUAAGCUGCUCGUUAUUCAUGGUCAUGGGUAUAUUAUUCUUUGCAUUGGAAAUGCCACUCUGGUAAAUACAAUCAUGAGUUCCUGACAUGUACUCCUAUUCACAUUAAAUAUAUGUGCUUGCAUUUCUCUCUGCUACAA
This is a messenger RNA of Prunus persica (peach), 2526 nucleotides long. RefSeq names its product F-box/kelch-repeat protein At3g61590. Lineage: Eukaryota; Viridiplantae; Streptophyta; Magnoliopsida; Rosales; Rosaceae. Gene Ontology annotation, molecular function: protein binding. The coding region runs from base 1031 to 2248 and encodes 405 amino acids. The record is from RefSeq and is a predicted model, not a curated record. The transcript has 2 exons.